Molecule: messenger RNA, 849 nt
Organism: Aureobasidium uvarum
Lineage: Eukaryota; Fungi; Ascomycota; Dothideomycetes; Dothideales; Saccotheciaceae
Source: the annotation of a GenBank genome assembly
AUGCCACAAACAGCACAAGCAACAGCCGACGACACAUCACCGCCGCGCAAGGCGUCUCCUGAGCCUUUGGACGUCAAGAAGCCUGGACUCUUCUCACGACGACGGAUCUUGGGACCUGUCGACAAGGAAUAUGGAGACGCCGCGUUGUUGGUGCACUCAUUUGUGACGGGUCUGAUCGAUGCGGCCUCGUUCGCCAAUUGGGGUGUCUUUGUGGGGAUGCAGACUGGCAACACUGUGAUUCUAGGUCUGUCAACUGCUGGACUCCCAGAUAACCCUCACGCCUGGACAACCACCCUGGUCUCUCUUGCCUCCUUCCUCUUGGGCGCCUUCCUCACCUUCCGGAGUACUUCGCUCGUCUCCCCCAAAGGCAUUACCAACAACCGUCUCUGGCUCACCACGAUCCUCCUUGUCCAAGCUCUCCUCGUCAUCAUCUCGGCCGCCAUCGUCAGCGCCAACCUCAUCCCUCACAAUCGCCCUGGCUACCCCGACGACGAACACAAAGCAGGCGUCAUCAACAACAUUCUCAUCGUCAGCUUAUUCCCUCCUCUGGGUUUCCAGUCUGGCAUGCAGAUUGCUACUAGUCGCUUGUUGGGCUAUAACGAGUUGCCGGUCAAUGUGUUGACGAGUACUUAUUGCGAUUUGAUGGGUGAUGCUAAGCUGUUCGCAUUACAUAACGUCAAGAGAAACAGGAGAGCGGCGGCUGUGGUGCUACUUUUCGCCGGAGCUGUCAUCAGUGGAUGGCUUAUGCGCAGUCAGGGUGGUUUGCAGAGUGUGUUGUGGGUUGCUGCUGGGAUCAAGCUAUUGGUUGCUCUGCUUACACUUACUGUCCAUCCUGGCAAGACAGAGUAG